UGCCCCGUGGCAUGUAGGUUGGCUCAGCGCCUUACUGCAUCGGUUUGCUUUCAUUUUUGAUGUCCCACAAGUUUGUCGCCCAAGUCACUCCUCUUCUGAGAAGCAGGCCUUCCCCGCUCCUGUCCUGAACUUAGUUCUCCCGGGCUGCCGGGAGGUCCCCUCCUCUCGCCUUUGGUUCUGCGAUCUGGCCGGCAUUUGUGGAAUGAAUGCGAACAGGAAGGCGCCAGGAGCUGGGGUUCACCUUGCCCCGGCUCCUGGCAAGUUUAUAGUCUUCCUUCCCUCGCCUCUCUUUGUCUUUUUGAGCAAAGCGUCUCAGGCCCUUUUUUUGGCCCGUGCAGGCUGCCCCACCCCAUUCCCGUGCUCGAUGGAGUUCAUUCCUCCUCUCUGGACUUGCUGCAGCUUUCUCAGGGCUCCUCAGCAGGGACUAUUCUAGGGCAGGCACUCGGUGGCUUUGGGCCAAGGGAGGAAAGUAUAUUUUUGCAGCUCCUUUCUAGAGGUUGCCCUGAAUUUGGGUGGCAUUUUGGACCUCAGCAGUGGCUCUCACCUUCCAUCCUUCACCAGAAGUGUACUAGGCACCUACGGUGGGUUGCGGGCACCUACUGUGUGUUGUAGACACCAAGUCCAAUGGGACUGUUCAUAUACCUUGGACUGAUGACUUGGGAAAUCUGUCCUCUUCUUCCUCUCCCCUAGCAAGCUGAACCUCCAUUGCAGACUCUGUAGUACUUGAUAUUAUGGGAAGAGCAUUGAUUUUGGAAGAGGCAGACCUGUGUUCAAAUUCUGGUUCUUCAAUGUACCAGCUGUGUGAAGCUUGGGCAUGUGACCUAAUCUGUUUGAGCCCCAGUUGUGUCAUCUGUAAAAUGGAGAUAAUAGUGUUUACCCCGCAGGACUGAGGUAUUACAUGAGGCAAUGUGUGUGAAGUAUACAUCUUGAUAAAUGACAUGGUUAUCAUCAGUUAAUUGAUUGACAGUGAUUGGGUCUCUUUUGAACUCAUUUCUCUCACAGAGCCUAGCCUAGUGCUUUGCACAUAGUAGAGGUAUGUGUUUUAAUUAAAAUAAGAAGCAGCUAGUGACCUUUGGCUUUCUUCCUUGGGCAGAACUAGUAGCCUGUGAAUUUGGGUUAUAUAUUACUGGGAGGCUUAUGGAGAAGCUUACUGCCACACAGCCCAUCUGAGGUUUAUCUUAGCUUUCGAUUUCAAGACUUGGAAGAGUUCAAUGCCAUCAGCAUCCUUGGGGCUUUCACAGUUCACCCUCCUCUUUGGAUCAUCCAUUAGACUGUUAAAUCAGAGCAGGAGCAGGGGCUGCUCUAUGAACCCUUCUCCGUGGAUAGAAAUGCCCAUUUAUGCCCAUGCAUCUGGCCUCACACCUGGCUCUGUGUGUGUGUAAGCACUCGUGUAUGUUGGGGAGAGGGGGCCCUUGGAAUGCAGGCCAAAACAGGCUCUGGUCAGGGCUCAGCUCUGCCCCUGUUCAGGCCAGACACAACCCAGCCUCCUUUGCCUAUGUGACUUUGGUUUGGUGCACACAAGGGUUUGCUUUUGCAACAGAAAGGUUUGUGGCACCCAAAUAAAGCUUUUCUCUCCAGCAUUUCAGUGUCCCAAAAGUUAGAAUCUGACCUUUGGAUUGGACUUCCUGAGGCUUCCUGUUUGGUUUUGCAUUCAUGUUUAUAUUUACAUGUAGUUUGAUGCUGGCGCGUGCGCAGACGCACGCCCCAGUUCUGGGCAUGACUAAUUUACCCCAGGGCUUGAAGCUCCACUUGGUUGAAUCAAAGUGCAACUGAAUUCUCAAAUCAAGACUUCCAGUCCCGGCUGCUUCCAGUCACAGCUGGUUUCCUGAGUAACCAAGGACUCUGACCUGGGGCUUCCAGCCCCUUUCUACAGUCCUGAAGGGAAGCACCCUGGGUAGGUUAGGAAACUAGUGUCAAGGCUGGGGGACCCUUUAAGAUAGAGAAAUCAGCUACAAACUCUCUUAAGAUGGAGAAACUGAUCUUCACAGAGGGCAAGAGGCUUGUCCAAGCUCACACAGCUGGGAAAUGGAAGAACUGGCAUUUCCACCCAGGUUUUCUAACCUCUGGUCCUGUGCUCCUUCCUGCUAAAGUCCAUCUGCCUGUCCUACCUUUUUCUCUGAGCCUCAGUUAUUUCAUCUGUAAAACGAGGCAAAUAAUCCCUUACCUCACUGGAUCAUUAAUUUUUUUUGUUUGUUUUUAACUUUAGAACACUAUAAAUGAGAGGAAACAUUAAGAUAAUCAUUCCAUCGGGCAGCCUCUUCCUGUCCUGGGCCCCUUUACAUUCAUCCUCUCAUUGAUAGUGUCAAUAACACCUGUGACAGCAGGUCCGAGGGUUGUUAAGGAGUUGCCCUUUGUCACAUAAUGGGCCUGGCUGGCUCCAAGGCUGUGUUCUGUCCAUUCUCCAUGCCAUCUUUGUGCUAGGCCCCAAGGCCAUGUAGACGCUGCACUGGGUUGCUGGCUGGUUGGGGAGAUAUGAUCUGUUUUAGGGAGAAAGUAGGAAUCCCAGGAGUCUGUCCAAGUGCCCAGUGGAAGGUACAGUCAGUGCCAUAAGAGGCUGGCAGAGGGAGGGAGGGAGAGAACAGUGAGGACUGGGAAAGUCAAGGAGAGUUUCCUCGAGGUGAGACUUCCAGCUGGGUUUUGAAGGAUGGAAGGAAAUGUGAGUGAACUCCACGACUACUGGGAAGAGAGCAUAUUUGGGAACCAGAGCCUGGAAGGAGACCAAGCCAUCCUACAGAAAAUAAAGAAGUCCGUGCGGGCGAUUCACAGCUCCGGUCUUGGCCAUGUGGAGAACGAAGAGCAGUACCAAGAGGCUGUGGAGUCCUUGGGCAACAGCCACUUGUCCCAAAACAGCCACGAGCUGUCCACAGGCUUCCUGAAUUUGGCCGUGUUCACCCGUGAGAUGGCUGCACUCUUCAAGAAUCUGGUUCAGAACCUGAACAAUAUUGUCUCUUUCCCCUUGGACAGUCUGUUGAAGGCACAGCUGAGGGAUGGACGACAGGAUUCCAAAAAGCAGCUGGAGAAGGCGUGGAAGGACUACGAAGCCAAAAUGGCCAGGCUGGAGAAGGAACGAGAUCGAGCCAGGGUGACAGCGGGGAGCCCUGGGGAGGUGGCCCAGGACACGCAGAGAGAGCGACGUGUCUUCCAGCUGCACAUGUGUGAGUAUCUACUCAAAGCCGGGGAGAGCCAAAUGAAGCAGGGUCCGGAUUUCCUGCAGAGCCUCAUCAAGUUCUUCCAUGCCCAGCACAACUUUUUCCAAGAUGGCUGGAAGGCUGCUCAGAGCCUUUCCCCCUUCAUUGAGAAGUUGGCAGCCUCUGUACACGCACUGCACCAGGCCCAGGAAGAGGAGCUGCAGAAGCUGGCCCAGCUCCGGGACUCCCUCCGAGGGACGCUGCAGCUGGAGAGCAGAGAGGAGAAUCUGAGUCGGAAGAAUUCAGGAGGUGGCUACAGCAUCCACCAGCACCAAGGCAACAAGCAGUUUGGGACAGAGAAGGUGGGCUUUCUGUACAAGAAAAGUGAUGGAAUUCGAAGAGUUUGGCAGAAAAGGAAGUGUGGGGUCAAGUAUGGCUGCCUGACCAUCUCACACAGCACGAUAAACCGGCCCCCAGUGAAGCUAACUCUGCUGACAUGCCAAGUGAGGCCAAACCCAGAGGAGAAAAAGUGCUUCGACCUGGUGACUCACAACAGGACGUACCACUUCCAGACUGAGGAUGAACAUGAGUGUGAAGCGUGGGUGUCAGUGCUGCAGAACAGCAAGGAUGAAGCCUUGAGCAGCGCCUUCCUCGGGGAGCCCAGCAGCAGCCCGGGACCCUGGGGGGGUGCUGCGCUGGAUGGGGAACCCCAGGACCUCACCAAGCUGCUCAUCGCUGAGGUGAAAAGCAGGCCCGGGAACGGCCAGUGCUGCGAUUGUGGAGCUGCAGACCCCACAUGGCUCAGCACCAACCUGGGCGUGCUCACCUGCAUCCAGUGCUCCGGCGUCCACCGCGAGCUGGGCGUGCGCUUCUCACGCAUGCAUUCCCUCACCUUGGACCUGCUGGGCCCUUCUGAAUUGUUGCUAGCCUUGAACAUUGGCAACACUCGCUUCAAUGAAGUCAUGGAGGCCCAGCUACCCUCACACAGCGGCCCUAAGCCCUCAGUUGAGAGUGACAUGAACACCCGCAAGGAAUAUAUUGUGGCCAAAUACGUGGAACGCAGAUUUGCCCGCCGGUCCACACCCGAGCCUCAGAGACUCUGGACAGCCAUUUGCAACCGGGACCUCUUGUCAGUACUGGAGGCCUUUGCCAACGGGCAGGACUUUGGACAGCCAUUGCCCGGGCCUGACCAGCAGGCACCUGGAGAGCUCGCCCUGCACUUGGCUGUCAGAGUCGCCAACCAGGCCUCCCUGCCGCUGGUGGAUUUCAUCAUCCAAAAUGGCGGUCACCUGGAUGCCAGGGCCCCUGGCGGGAACACCGCUCUGCACUACGCCGCACUCUACAACCAGCCCGACUGCCUCAAGCUGCUGCUGAAAGGGAGAGCUCCAGUAGGCACAGUGAACGAGGCAGGAGAGACAGCUCUGGAUGUGGCCAGGAAGAAGCAGCACAAGGAGUGCGAGGAGAUGCUGGAACAGGCCGAAGCUGGGACCCUCACCUUUCCUCUGCACGUGGACUACUCCUGGGGAAUUGCCGUGGAGCCUGGCUCUGACAGUGAGGAGGAUGAGGAAGAAAAGCAGCUCUGCCCUCAAGGCCACUGGGGCAGUGGGAGGCUGGACAUCAGCAACAAGACCUAUGAGGUCAUUGCCAGCCUGGGACCAGCUGCCACCCGGAGCCCGAGUGAGGAUUUCCCCCCACCAUUGCCAGUCAAAAACCUUUCUCGGACCAUGGUCCAAGGGCGUGCAGGACAAGCCAGUGGAGAUCGUCCUGAAGCCCCCAGCCUGAGCUCAGAACCCCUUGGGGCCUCUGAGAGUCUGGGCAGCUCAGCCUCCUCCUCCUCCAGCCUUACAAGCCCUGUGGAACCCGGGGGUCCCAACCAAGCCCCGCCUGGCUCUGAGGAGGGUAUCCGGGAGUCCCCAGGCACUUUCCGACUCUGCCUGCCACGCGGGGCCACCCCUGCAGAGAUGUAUCUCCCUGUCAGGUUCAGCUCUGAAAGCACUCGUUCCUAUCGGCGCGGGGCACGGAGCCUGGAAGACAGUCCCUCGGCCCGGCAGCCUCUGCCUAGAAGGAACAUACCGGAGUGUCCUGGAAUCCACUCAGACUUCCCGUUCCCAGGCACGCAGGGAUGUGACAGGGACAAGGCUGGCUUCACUGAAGGAGAGAUCUCAAGGACUGGGGUUCUCCCAGCAAGUUCUGUGCAACUUUUGCAAGAUUAGCUCCUUGCUGGGCCCUGCAUGCCUGAACCACCCCCAUGCUGGACCCCAGCAUUCAAAGCUGGGACUUGAAUCCACAAGACUAGGGAGCUGGGAUGCCCCUUCCCUUGGGUCUUGCUUUUUCUGCCCUUUGUAACUUUGUGGCUGGCCUUCUCCCUUCACAUGGGCCCAUGCCCCUGCCAAGGACACUGGGUCUUUCCAUGUUAGGGCUGAUGGCAGUUCUUUCCCCUCUAUCUCAUUUUCCCCAAGGUGUCUGAGAGCCCUGUGGGUGGCUCUGAGAACUCCUGAGCUCGCUUCAGCUGCAGAACCCUGACUCCCUCAUCAGAUCAGAACUUUCUCCCAUCAGUCUGAGAGCAACACAAGGGUAGGAACAAGCCCUCCAUCAUUCUCUACAUCCAGACCAGGGAUUCUGCCAGUCUAGGGACUGUCCUCCCAGCCAUUUGUCAGUCCGGUAUUCAUUUACUGAGUUCCCGCUCUAUGUCCAGGCCUGUGCUGGGCAUGGGGGGCGCAACAAUGAAUAAGAUGAGGGUCCUGCAGAUGUGCUGUCUUGCUGGAAGGCUGGUCCCAAGGUUGGGCCUGGAGCUGGGCUGGGCUAGAGUCCAGGGGCUGAGUUCAGGCUCAGGGACAGGGCUGGCAAUCGGCUGGUUUAUACCUGCAUGAUCAAUACUGCUGUUCAGUAUUCUGAGUGUCACUCCUGUUGAGGGACAGCACCGCCUUCCUGGGGAUCUCUGUACCAUAUUCCACAGCCAGGAAGUAGAGUAGGAAUCACCCCCAUUUGCCUACCCUCCUUGAUUUAGCAGGGAGUAAAGGGAUGGUCUUGGAUGAUUGAUUCCCGCUUCUCUUUCUUUUGGUCAUCUCAGGAGCCUUGUAGUCUCGGGGGAGGGAAGGGCCAAGAAGGGAGGAUGAUAGAAAUGGGAGGGCAGAGACCUAAAGUUUCUUUAAGUGCCAGAAACUCCAUCAUUAGAGCCAUUGCUUUGGGUUCUUCAACCCCAUGUUAGAAAGCAGAUAUACGUGAGUGGUCAUGAACCACUAACAUCUCAGCUUUUACACCUCAGCUUCCCGCAUCUGCUGGGAGCUUGGGCCCUGGUGGGCAUGGGCCAGGCCAAGCAGGAGAGGCAGAGGGCACCACUGUUCCCCUUGGAGACCUGCUUGGUCUGAGUUGCCACAGGAACAGGGCUGUUCUCUGAGUCCCCAGUGUCUCGUUUUGUUCAUCACAGACUUGUUAUUUCACUCAUCUCUAAUA
This is a messenger RNA of Choloepus didactylus (southern two-toed sloth), 6581 nucleotides long. RefSeq names its product ArfGAP with SH3 domain, ankyrin repeat and PH domain 3 (gene ASAP3). Bases 2645 to 5341 code for a protein of 898 amino acids. Gene Ontology annotation, cellular component: focal adhesion; cytoplasm. Gene Ontology annotation, biological process: cell migration; positive regulation of GTPase activity. The record is from RefSeq and is a predicted model, not a curated record. Lineage: Eukaryota; Metazoa; Chordata; Mammalia; Pilosa; Megalonychidae. The transcript has 26 exons. Gene Ontology annotation, molecular function: GTPase activator activity; protein binding.